Molecule: messenger RNA, 399 nt
Organism: Dibothriocephalus latus
Lineage: Eukaryota; Metazoa; Platyhelminthes; Cestoda; Diphyllobothriidea; Diphyllobothriidae
Source: the annotation of a GenBank genome assembly
AUGCUGAUUGAUGCGAACUCUUAUGAGGGUAUUGUGAGUUCUGCAUACUCUAGUUCACCUGGAAGAGAGCAGCUUGCAUUUGCUACCUUCCAACUUUACCGUUUCCUUUUUGCGGCUUCCAGCUCCUCUACCGCCCCAGCCGGGGGGAAAUCGCGCAUACAUUCGGACACUCCCCUCUUCAACAACAUCUUUCGUCGCCAGUCCAGGUCAAGCACCGGGCCUGGGCAAACCUCCUGUGCCCCCAAGUCGGCUCCCCUUGAUGCCGACUCCAUGUUGGCUUCUAUGCCAGUCUUUACAAAACCCCUGACUCUACUCAAGCCCGUCGCUGCCGAGUCCCUCUCUCCUCCCGCCCUGCCUCCUCACUGGAAGGCUUCUGGAAACCCAACGAAGGGCAUGUGA